Molecule: messenger RNA, 1011 nt
Organism: Talaromyces amestolkiae
Lineage: Eukaryota; Fungi; Ascomycota; Eurotiomycetes; Eurotiales; Trichocomaceae
Exons: 2
Coding region: 1-1011 (336 amino acids)
Source: RefSeq, a predicted model, not a curated record
AUGGCAGACUUCAAACCGCGCAAUAUCCUCCUCAUCGGAGCCACAGGAAACAUCGGCCGCUUUAUCACUCGAUCCAUCGUCUCUGCGCGAGGAGACUUUGAUCGCGUCGCAAUCCUGACUUCUGCGCCCGCCGCAGGCAGCGAAAAGGAGAAGUUCAUUAACGAAGAACUCAAACCCAAGAAUGUCGAGAUCAUUGUUGGCGAUAUUGGUAAUGAGGAGGAUGUUUUGAAUGCUUACAAGGGAAUCGACACAAUUAUCUUCGCCCUAGGCCGAGGUGCUAUCCUCCCCCAAAUCCCACUCAUCAAACUCGCCGCCUCUUCCGGGUCAUCUGUGAAAUGGAUAUUUCCCUCCGAAUAUGGCACAGAUAUCAAAUACGGUCCUUCAUCAGCCGGCGAGCCCACACACCAAGGCAAACUGAAAGUCAGAGCAUACAUCGAAGAAGAUGAAGAAAUCAAGAACAGUGGUCUGAAAUAUACGUAUGUUGUGACGGGUCCGUAUCCGGAGAUGUUUCUCAAGGGCGACUCGGAGUAUACGGGUGGAUGGGACGUGAAGUCUAAGAAGGCGAAUUUAUUGGAGAAGGAUAAUAAGAUUAGUUUCACGACUAUGAAGGAGUUCGUCCCCCCGUCCGUCCAUUUCUUACGCGCAAUUGAUCCUGACAAGUACAGUACCGGCGACCUCGUCCUCGCGGCCCUCCGCCACCCAGGCCCCGCAACAUUCAACAAAGCUCUCAAAGUCAACUCGUACACUGCAACUCCGGCCGAAAUUCAAGCCGAGUUUGAGCGUCAAGUAGGUGGCGGCUGGACCGUUCAAGAAGUCUCUCUGGAUGCGCUGAAGGAAUUCGAAAAGAAUGCUUGGAAGGACGGUCGUCCUGAUGCGGCUGUGUUUACGUUGCGACGUAUUUGGGCCGAGGGUGGGACGCUGUAUGAGAAGAGAGAUAAUGAUGCUAUUGGGGAGCCGGAAACUUUGACGCUGAAGGAUACGGUUGCUUGGUAUAUCAAGGCUUCUACCUAG